AUGGCACCAGCAAGCAACGACAAGACUUCAGUAAAACUGUGUCCCAACUGUACGGAAUCCAACAACACGGUUCCUAUAAACACUACUUGUGCAGCCCUGUGCGUGGUUAGUGUUGCACUCUACAUUGUUAUCAUGGUAGUUGCUGCAUUUGGUUGUAUCAUGAUAAUCUAUGCCUUUGCUUGGAAUAAAAAAAUCCGCAAGGUAGUCACGACGUAUUUUAUCGUUAGCUUGGCUGUCUCAGACCUCUUUACUGCGAUCGUUGUCAUGCCAUUUGAUGUGGAGCAAAUUCUGACAAAUUACGAGAUGUGGCGACAUGGUGCAUUCAUGUGUACUGUCUGGACAACUCUGUAUCUCCUAAUGAUUCCUACGUCUAUACUUAACCUACUUGUUCUGACAGUCGAUCGCUAUAAAGCACUUAGCGACCCUUUAAACCGGUUCAAGGAAUCCCCCUUCAUGACGAAGAGACGAGCGCUUGUGAUCAUCGCCUGUCUUUGGAUUUACUGCCUUCUCUUUGCGUUGGUUCCUCACAUGGGCUGGAAAGUCUACCCUGAUGUAAUCGUGCAUGGCCAGUGCGUCUUCAACAUUUCACCCAUAUAUGGCAUGCUCAGCUCGGUAUUCAACUUUUUUAUUCCUCUGGUUGUCAUGUGCGGGCUGUAUUUUAAAAUUUACCGCAUUGCUAACAGCUUACAUGCCAACCUGCCAGCUGGGCAACUGGCCUCGCCAUCCCGGUCUCCUCAUGACACAGGUGUUCAAGAUAGAAGAGGAGUAAAAUCCAGAUCUAAGAAGAUUAAAGAUCAGAAAAUGCUUUUGAAGAACACGCGUGCAGCCAAGACAGUGCUGCUGAUUGUCUUCACGUUUGUCCUAUGCUGGAUGCCUCAUACUAUCUAUAGCUUCAUCGUCAGCGGGGCUUGUGACUCAUGUUACCAUGCCGAGGAGGGCCCAAUCUUGGCUGCUGUCUUUUUGAUCAUGGGCUAUGCAAACAGUGCACUGAACCCAUUUUUAUUUGGAUAUCAUCACCGGCUCUUCAAAAAGACCUUCAAAAUUAUAAUUAACAAGGUGUCAGUCAAAUUUAAGUGUCACCGAAUCCCUCCUCCAAGACACUUGCCCGUGCGAUCACCGUACAGGAUUACGAACAGUGGGUCUGUACAAAUGUAUAAUCCAUCAGUAGACGACAUCUCUGGUAAUCAAAACCUUGGAGCUUCAUUGACUUCUAUAAAAGACGUCGUUGAUAAAAUAUAA
Molecule: messenger RNA, 1239 nt
Organism: Actinia tenebrosa (Australian red waratah sea anemone)
Lineage: Eukaryota; Metazoa; Cnidaria; Anthozoa; Actiniaria; Actiniidae
Product: octopamine receptor beta-2R-like
Biological process (GO): adenylate cyclase-activating adrenergic receptor signaling pathway; positive regulation of MAPK cascade
Cellular component (GO): plasma membrane
Molecular function (GO): G protein-coupled receptor activity
Source: RefSeq, a predicted model, not a curated record